AUGGAAGGUCUUAAAGAUUUGCUUGCUCCUAAAACACUCCACUGGUUCAGUUAUGUGGCAAAUGUAUUUUGGAUUUUGCUCGGAAUUAUCCUAUCAGCAGUCUUUCUAGACAUUGAAAACAGCGAACCGAGAUUUGACUUUCGUUGUGGCUCAAAUGGCGACAAGGAACUCAUUCGUGGAAAGUGUUACGAACAGUACGAUAAACAAUACAACAAAUUCCCUGUUUAUGGAUUCGUGAUUAUUAACUUCAUUGUUACUGCAAGUGUUUGUGGAAUAUACUCCCAUGCGGUGAAGUCGAGAGUUGAGGAACUUGAACGCCGAGACAGGAAUCAGGAUGUAGAAGACCGGACUCAACAGAGAAACAAUAGCUUAACUGAAAGAAAGCUUUUUCAAGCGUACUGUUUGCAACUUCUUGCCAGAGUUGUUCUUGGGAUUUCUUUUGUCCUUCUGCAGACCAAAUUACUUUAUCCUCUUAGCUUUCCCUCGAACUUUAAGUGUAACUUAACGAGAGACGAGCGCUUAUCAGACAUUACGGCCAGUGCGUCUCGCAACGAAACUCUAACGCAAACGUCAUACGAAUGUCAUAAUCAACGAGCAGCUAAGAAGACCUUCUGGGCCAUUUCCGUGAUCGUUGUAACUGGAUCGUUUGCGUUUCUCGUGUUCAUCGAGUGUCUUUAUUUGUUAUUACGUGCAAAAAAAGUAGAAAGGUUCACAGUGGACGCCAAAUUUUAUAAAUAUUAUCUCAGUUCGACUAAGCCAAAUCCUUCUACGGCAGAACAACAGCAAGAGUUAUUACCAACUAUUCCCAAUAACUUAGUAGCUCCUUCCUUUGAACAAAUGAAGAGACAUGUGCGAGACGUCACCAAACGACCUUACAAAGAUCUUAAAUCACCUUUUGCCGAUGAUCCAGGCGAAGGAAGAGAUCUGAAGCUUGACGAAAUCUUCACCAACUUGAUUGUUUACGAGGGGAGAGCUCACUACAACUUUUCUGUAGACAGAGGGGAACAACUUAAAGAGUAUUACAAAGCCAAUGAAAAAUUGUCACCAACAGUGCCAGGAAAAAUUUUCGAUCGUGAAGAGCAAAAGAUUCUUGUUGUCGGUCGUCCUGGGAUUGGAAAAACUAUGUUUAGCACAAAGAUUCUUCGCGACUGGGCGUCCGAUAAUUUGUUGAACGAAACACAAAAAUCACAAAUAGAUUUUAAAGUCGCUUUUCUAGUUAAGUUGAGGAUGUUCAACUUUACCGACAAAGAACUAAAUCUUCGCGAACUUCUGGAUCACUCAGAGUAUUCAACAACUCUAUCUGAAGAGACCUGGAGCUACAUCCGUGAAAACCCACAGCGAGUGCUGAUCAUUUUUGAUGGAUUUGAUGAAUAUUCUAGGAAGGCUGAAAUCAAUAAAGAUGACGUCCCGUACAGAAACAGCGAAGAAGACAGGAUGCCUGUCCAUUUCCUGCUAGAGAAAAUAUUAUCCGGAAAAUUUCUUACCGGUGCGACAGUGUUAAUGACUACAAGACCCAAUGCCGUUUCAUGUAUCAGAAGUCCUAUCUUCGACAAAACAGUUGAAAUUCUGGGAUUUACGACUAAGCAAGUGGAAGAUUAUGUAGAGAAGUUUUCAAAGCAGGGGGACAAAGCAGAAACCAUAAAGCAACACAUUACAAGUAACUCAAACCUUCAAGCCUUCUGCUACAUCCCUGUGAAUUGUUUCAUCAUUUGUUCGUGCUUGUUAGAGUUGCUUGGUAGCACUGGCUUUAGCCUCCCGACAAGACUGACAGAGAUAUACUCAAUUGCAAUAAAAAUGUUUUACUUUAGUUACGAUGAUAAUCAAUAUCGCCACGAUAAAGCCGAAGGUCAACAGUUUUUUCUGAAGCCGUUUAAGGAACUUUCUUCAACUGUACAAGAAGUGUUCAAAAGUCUGGGAGAAAUUGCCUUUAAUGGAAUUAAAAAUGGCAGACUAAUUUUUGAAUCACACGAAGUUAAAGACCUAAAGAGUAAUGGCUUGUUCCACCGUUUACCUGACACUAGAGAACGUCCUUUAGGAGAGAAAAGAGAACAAUAUUGUUUUUUACACCUGACUAUGCAGGAAUUCUUGGCGGCGAAGUAUUUGGUAGACACGUACAGUUCCGAAGACCUGCAGAAGUUUGUUUCCGAUCACAUCCAGUAUGGCGCGUGGAAGGUUGUGAUGCAGUUUGUUGCUGGAUUGCUGGAUGAAAAAGAAGGCAAAUCGACAGAUAUUUUCAGCGACCUUCUUCCGUCAAAAACGGAUACUAAAGAAGUUGAAAUCAAGUUCAGUGAAGACUCACAGGAACGAAGUGAAACUCUGACCUGCUGGCCAGCAGAUGAAGACAAGCCUCUGGUGGUGAUGCUAUUCAAUUGCAUGUAUGAAAACAAAGCUUCUGGUCGAAAAGUUCAAGAGAAACUGGCGAAAAUUGACAGUUGUAACGCGCUUAAUUUUAGUAAGUGUAACCUGUCACCUCUCGACUGUUUAGCAUUAGUACAUGCACUUAAAUCUGUCGAAGGAAUUUUGUAUUUUGAUUUAAGCGAAAACAACCUUCGGUCGCUAGGAUGUAUUGAGAUUGCGAAGUUGUUACCCGGCAACGAACACAAUCAGGGUCUCUGCAAACUAAACAGCUUAAACCUCUGUGGUAGCGACAUAACUGAUGAAGCAGUUGAACACUUAUCUACAGCACUCACACACACUAACUGCAAAGUAAACAGCUUAAACCUCAGUCGUAACAAGAUAACUGCUGAAGGUGUUAAACACUUAUCUACAGCACUCACACACACUGACUGCAAACUAAACAGCUUAAACCUCACUAGUAACAACAUAACUGAUGAAGGAGUUAAACACUUAUCUACAGCACUCACACACACUAACUGCAAACUAAACAGCUUAAACCUCACUAGUAACAACAUAACUGCUGAAGGAGUUAAACACUUAUCUACAGCACUCACACACACUAGUUGCAAACUAAACAGCUUAAACCUGUGGGAUAACAACAUAACUGCUGAAGGAGUUAAAUAUUUAUCUACAGCACUUACACACUCUAACUGCAAACUA
This is a messenger RNA of Porites evermanni, 3057 nucleotides long. The record is from the annotation of a GenBank genome assembly. Lineage: Eukaryota; Metazoa; Cnidaria; Anthozoa; Scleractinia; Poritidae.